This is a messenger RNA of Durio zibethinus, 2677 nucleotides long. RefSeq names its product protein NUCLEAR FUSION DEFECTIVE 4-like. The record is from RefSeq and is a predicted model, not a curated record. NCBI's taxonomy places the organism in Eukaryota, Viridiplantae, Streptophyta, Magnoliopsida, Malvales, Malvaceae. Gene Ontology annotation, cellular component: membrane.
CAGUCUGGAACCGAAACAAAGGCAAAGGAAACCUGUCAUGUAAAAAGUUUCUACCCCCUUCAAAUUUCUAUAACGCGGCCUACCAAACAUUAGUCGAAUUAGUCUUUGUUGUCUUAUUUACAUCCCUUCUUGCGAACAACUCUUAAAUAAUCCUGGAAAGUUUAGUUCAACAUAUCCCCCGUUUCUUUUUCAGGAAUUAGAUUCAUCAUCUUCUUCUUCUCCUGUCCGAUUUUUCUUGACCAACUGUCUUUACUCCAUUUCCAUAGCCUCAGCAAAUAAGAGAAAUUGAAAAGUAUGGCUGAGGAAGCAAUUGGCAGCAUCUCGAUCAGGAGAGGACUCAAAGGCAAUGAAUUGUUGCCUUUCGCGAUACAGUUCCUAAGAGGACGAUGGUUUGCACUUUUUGCUUCCUUCCUUAUCAUGGCAGGAGCUGGGGCAACAUAUUUAUUUGGAACUUACUCCAAGCUGAUCAAAGCUACUCUUGGUUAUGAUCAGACAACACUCAAUCUCUUAGGCUUCUCCAAGGAUCUUGGCGCUAAUGUUGGGGUUCUCUCCGGCCUUAUUGCUGAGGUAACACCGACUUGGUUUGUGCUCCUACUUGGGGCUGCACUCAACUUUGGAGGCUAUUUCAUGAUAUGGUUAGCUGUGACAGGAAAAAUAGCCAAGCCAAAAGUUUGGCAAAUGUGCAUUUACAUCUGUAUAGGAGCCAAUUCUCAGAAUUUUGCAAAUACAGGAGCUCUCGUCACCAGUGUCAAGAACUUCCCUGAAAGCAGGGGUUCUAUGUUAGGUCUCUUGAAGGGCUAUACUGGGCUAAGCGGAGCUAUCAUGACACAAAUUUACUUGGCUGUAUAUGGAAAUGAUUCGAAAUCUCUCAUCCUUCUUAUUGGAUGGCUUCCGGCUGCAAUUUCAGUCAUAUUUGUAUACACAAUUCGGAUAAUGAGACCUGUUAGGCACCCGAAUGAGAUUCGAGUCUUUCAACAUUUCCUCUUCGCCUCAAUUGUUCUAGCAGUUUUUCUCAUGGCAAUAACUUUAACUGAGAAACUGGUUUCUUUCUCAAAAGCAGAAUACGCUGGCGCCACCACAGUGGUUUGUUUCCUCGUCUUUGCCCCUCUCUUUAUUUCAAUUAGAGAAGAAUUACUCGUUUGGAACAUCAAGAAACAGCCUAUAAAUCCUCCAACCGAGAUAACAUUUGAGAAGCCAAAACCCGAAGUAGUUGAAUCAAAACAAGAAGCUUCGGAGUCCGGUUCUUCAAAACAGGCUGAUGAAAAGGCAGAAAAGUCUUGUUUCCUUAGCAUUUUUUAUAGGCCUGAGAGAGGAGAGGACUACACAAUUUUGCAAGCACUGACAAGCAUUGACAUGUUGAUUCUGUUUCUUGCAACAUUCUGUGGACUUGGAUCAAGCUUAACAGCCGUAGACAACUUGGGGCAGAUUGGUGAGUCGCUCGGCUAUCCUAAUAAGACAGUAAGUUCUUUUGUGUCCCUUGUUAGCAUCUGGAAUUACUUUGGGAGAGUCUUUUCUGGGUUUGUUUCCGAAAGCUUGAUUGUAAAGUACAAGCAUCCGCGGCCACUCAUGAUGACUAUGGUCCUUCUACUUGCAUGCAUCGGCUACCUCUUGGUUGCCUUUCCAGUUCCGGGUUCACUCUACAUAGCAUCAAUCAUAAUUGGAUUCUCAUUUGGUGCACAACUGCCAUUACUUUUCGCCAUCAUUUCUGAGCUUUUUGGCCUAAAGUACUACUCUACAUUGUUCAAUUGUGGACAAUUGGCUAGUCCUCUUGGGUCAUACAUAUUCAAUGUGAAGCUUACUGGGUUUCUGUACGAUAGAGAGGCAUUGAAGGAUCUUGCACAGAAAGGUCUAACACGGUCCUCAGUGAAAGAAUUGACUUGCAUUGGCACUCAUUGUUACAGGCUACCAUUUAUAAUUUUGGCUUCUGUUACAUUUUUUGGAGCCUUGAGCUCUCUAAUUUUGGUGGUGAGAACCAGGAAAUUCUACAAAAGCGAUAUAUACAAGAAGUUCAGAGAAAAUGCUGAGAAUUUAUGAGACAGAAAUGGUCAUUUGGCCUUGGAAUCCGAUAAAAGAUAGGAGGUGAGAUUUAACUAGGUUCACAAUUGAGACGGGACCGAUGACAAAGUAGCCAAGUGGGUUUGUUCCAUAUUUUCUUUUCCUUUGUUUUCCCCUUCCCUGACCCAGAUUCCAUGCUGUCAACUAUUACCAUUUUUAUGUACAAUUACUACCCAUAAUUUAAAGUUGCUUUUAGAACUUGCAAAUUUGUCUGAGUAAGCAGAAAGCAGAGGAAAUCAGGAAAGUGCUCAGUGGCCACUGCUCUUUAGACUUGUGAUGGCAUAUAUUUUGGUUUUAUCGUUUGUUCAUACACGCUCGCUAGCAUUACAUGACAAAAGAAGCAUCACCCAACCCUUUUUCCCCAAUUCAAAGUUUAUUUUUCUCUUUCUUCUAUGUAAGAUUCUGUGAUUCACGGGUGGGAUUGUAAGUGGCAACUUGUGAUAUGGUGGGUUCGGAAACACGUUCCAAUUUGUGUAGGAUUUUUUCUUUUAUCUUAUUUUGGACAAAGUUAAAGAUUAUUCACAUUGUCAGCCAACCCUGAUCCUUGGACUACCCACUAACUUCACUUCUUAUUACUCAUCAAUGAUCCCCACGUAAUUAAUGAGACAUUGUCUCAACCUCC